CCCUAAAAAGUUUUUUCCCAAUGGUUCUUGGCAAUGGUCGAUCAGUCUGCCGAGCCACCGGCAUCCGAUUCGGAUGGAUCCUCCGCCCCGGCGCCGCCGGUGGAGCCGCUCAAGCUACCGACAUUCGAGGAGAUGAAGGCGCAGGAUGUGUUUAACAACUGCGCCGUCAAGAGCAUUGUGAGCUGCGUCAUGGGGGGCGGCAUGGGGAUUUUCAUGGGAUUGCUGUUUGGAGCGCUGGACAAUCCACUCAACCCCGAUCAAAUGACCGUGAGGCAACACUUCACACACGCCGCGAAGCAAAUGGGCAGCAAGAGCCUCCAUAUGGCCAAGGCUUUCGCGGUGAUGGGAGCCAUUUACUCUGGAACCGAGUGUAUCAUAGAAAAGGCCAGAGCGAGGCAUGACAUGACGAACACGAUGGUGGCUGGCUGUGUCACCGGUGGGAGCUUGUCUGCGAAAGCUGGACCAAAGGCAGCUUGCGUGGGCUGCGCCGGAUUUGCGGCAUUUUCCGUAGUGGUGGAGAAGCUAUUCGAUCGAGCGGCAUAGCUUUUUUUUCUUCGAUCUUUCUCUUCUUCUCUUGAUGCUAGACAAACAUUUUUCUCGAGGAAGGAGAAGGCUCCAAUUUUUUAAAAGCCCUA
Molecule: messenger RNA, 635 nt
Organism: Selaginella moellendorffii
Lineage: Eukaryota; Viridiplantae; Streptophyta; Lycopodiopsida; Selaginellales; Selaginellaceae
Product: mitochondrial import inner membrane translocase subunit TIM22-4
Exons: 4
Coding region: 34-543 (169 amino acids)
Biological process (GO): protein insertion into mitochondrial inner membrane
Cellular component (GO): TIM22 mitochondrial import inner membrane insertion complex
Molecular function (GO): transmembrane protein transporter activity
Source: RefSeq, a predicted model, not a curated record